AUGAACGUGGCCAACCAACUCUCAAUGGACACACUCCUCGAACCACCCACGGGGUCGGUGCGUCCCUACCCGCACCCGCACCCGCACCACUGCACCGACCUCGCGCUGCAGAAGUACCUCCUCCUGCACGAGCAGCACGAAUCACUGCGCCAGCACCUCGACGAGCUGCGGCCGCCGACCCGCCAGAACUCGCUCUACACGCCCGUGUCGCCGAGCCCGGCGAGCUCCCCGACGCGCCGCUCCCUCUCGCCCGACACGGCGCGGCGCCAGCCGCCCCAACACAGCUUCUCGCUGCCCACGCGCAAGGGCUCCUACCCCAGCAGCAGCAGCAGUAGCGGCAGCCAACACCACGACCACCGCCACCAUAACCUCGAGGACGGUUCGUCGCCGCUGGCCGAGGUGGCGGUGGAGGAGGCCAAGCUGUGCGGCGUGACCGAGGGCAUGAAGCGGGCGCUGACCGAGCUGCUCAACUGCGAGCCGGUGCGCGGCGACAUGGCCUUCCGCACGUGGGUCCAGUGCCGGCUCAUGGACACGGAGCGGGAGCUGCGGAGCGGCAGGCGGCGCCGGAGCGCCCCCUCGUGCCCGUGA
Molecule: messenger RNA, 588 nt
Organism: Chaetomium fimeti
Lineage: Eukaryota; Fungi; Ascomycota; Sordariomycetes; Sordariales; Chaetomiaceae
Exons: 1
Coding region: 1-588 (195 amino acids)
Source: RefSeq, a predicted model, not a curated record